Brienomyrus brachyistius is the source of this 1720-nucleotide messenger RNA. Its product is annotated as RNA-binding protein, mRNA-processing factor 2a-like. The record is from RefSeq and is a predicted model, not a curated record. Gene Ontology annotation, molecular function: mRNA binding; protein homodimerization activity. Lineage: Eukaryota; Metazoa; Chordata; Actinopteri; Osteoglossiformes; Mormyridae. The transcript has 8 exons. Gene Ontology annotation, biological process: negative regulation of smooth muscle cell differentiation. The coding region runs from base 547 to 1131 and encodes 194 amino acids.
AAAUGAAAUAUAGCCAGCUACAGUUAUUUGGGAAUAUCUGAGAAAAAGAUUCGGAUUGGGCCAAUUUUCCCACAGAGAUGAUGCAGCCUGCAGCGGCCGUGCCGGAGGGCUGGGCUUCUCCCCAGCUGAGACCCAUUUCCAGCGCCAACGCCACUCAUCGUCUUGGGCUGCUGCUAUAAUUGGUUACUAAUUUGAAAAGGCUAGGAGGAUGAGCUGGGCAUUUACUGGGUUUCGUGUGUAACACCGAUUUUUCAGCUUUUCAUUCCCAAAUUUAACUCUAAAGCGGACACGCUUCAUGUGGCCAAAAUGAAAUAACAGCGUCGUCUUUUCACAUUUUCUCACCUUCACAGUGCACCUUUUCACCAGUUCACCUUUCGUUUUAUGUUUCGUUUGGUACCUCGGAUACACCACACAUUUUGCCUGAAAUUUCACGAAUUUGCACAAAGAUCCUCCCCCCCAACUUAAAACACCUAAGCGUCUACGGACUAGAACGUAGUAAAACUAUUUUCCUUUUUUCUUGCACGAAAAAAUUACUUCAGCUCCACAAUGAGUCUAAAAUCGGACUCAGAGCCGAACAGCAAUGUGACGAUGGAAGAGGAGGUGCGGACGCUGUUUGUCAGUGGCCUCCCCAUCGACAUCAAGCCCCGAGAGCUUUAUCUCUUAUUCAGACCCUUUAAGGGUUAUGAAGGUUCUCUGAUUAAGUUGACUUCAAAGCAGCCUGUGGGGUUUGUUACCUUUGACUGCCGAUCCGGUGCUGAUGCAGCUAAGAAUGCAUUAAAUGGGAUCCGCUUUGACCCAGAAAAUCCACAGACCCUGAGGUUAGAGUUUGCUAAAGCCAACACGAAGAUGGCAAAGAGUAAGCUGAUGGCUACGCCGAACCCCACAAACAUCCACCCAGCUCUAGGAGCUCACUUCAUUGCACGGGACCCAUAUGAUCUGACAGGUGCUGCUCUGAUUCCUACGUCCCCUGAGACCUGGGCCCCCUACCCACUGUACGCCACCGAGCUGCCCCCCGGGCUCCCGCACGCUGCCUUCUCUUACCCCGCCGCCGCCCUACACGCCCAGAUGCGUUGGUAUCCACCCCCAUCUGAAGGAUCCCAGUCUGGAUGGAAGUCCCGCCAAUUCUGUUAGUCCUUUAUUGUGCAACAUACUGAACUUCUGCAGCGAAUUCAGUCGAGUUUAAUGGACAAAGGAAACCAGAAACGCCGUCUGGGCUGCAAGCAGGGAUUAAUGGCAGAGCUGAGUCUUUGGAUGUCGCAUCUUCACACACGCGGAGUUGCUACAGAAAUGUGUCCAGUUUACUGAGAGCAGGAAUAUGGCAUAAUGAGGGUGGAGUCCUAUGGGCUUGGAGCUCAUCAAUCACUGCAUGUUCAGAAACCUGGCAUGAAUGUGACUGACAUUUGUCCAUCCAUUAGUAUUUUUUCCAUGUAGAAAUUAGUCUUGGCCUCCUACUUGAACCUUCUUCCUAGAUUUGUGGUCUUAGCCCUUGCUUGUAAUGUUGAUAGAUACCACUUUUCGUGCUGGAAUCCCUUACUGCAGUGCUCUGACAUUGAAAUAACCAACUGGGUUAGGUUCAGUGAUUGUGUUGAUGGAUGGAGUCUGCAUCCCUAUAACCGCCUGAUGUUGCCAAAAUGUCUACUGUGAGAAGUGUGAAUGUUUGUACUUGGCUGUAAUAAAUAUUUAUGUUCUUGUGCAAUUAAAUUUGUGCUAGUCUUUUUAA